UUUUCCUUUUCCGACUUCUUUUGAAAAGAAUCAAAUGACGACGUGAGACGACGUGAGACGGCGACAUUUUGUGCAGACCCAACGCCAUUGACGACGGAAAAGGGCAACCAGUCGAGAGACACGCAGCGAACCAGACACGCGUUUAUUUGUUGUUCUUAUUUCAAGCUUCUAGGAACAUAGCGCCUCCCCUAUCGUCAACCACAAUUACACAAUGGCCUCCCGAAGCUCAGCCCGCCUCUUGCAGGCGCUUCAGCCGGUCGUGCCGCGCCGCGCCGCGCCCCUUCGGACAACCCUGCGUCUCUACUCAUCCGACGCCGCGCCAACCCAACCCCAGCUCCUAGCCACCCUCAAGAGCGACCUCAAGACGGCCAUGCGCGCAAAGGACGCGGCCCGUCUCUCCGUCCUCCGGUCCGUCCUCUCCGCCACCAACAACGCGGCCAAGACCAGCUCUCCCAUCGCCACCGACGCCCAGCUCGUCGCCCUCCUGCGCAAGACCCAGCGCGCUACCCAGGACGCCGCCGCUCAGUUCCGCGCCGCUGGCCGCGACGACCUCGCCGACAAGGAGGAUCUCCAGGCCAAGGUCAUGGCUGAGUACAUCGCCACCAGCGGCGUCGUCGCCGUCACUGAGGCCGACAUCCGCGUGCUCAUCGGGAAGGCCGUCGAAGACGUCGCCGCCGCCGGAAAGAGCGGCCUGGGCGAGGUCAUGAAGCUCAUCAACGUUGCCAUUCAGGGCAAGGACCUUGAGGUCGACAAGAAGCGUGUCGCGGACCUGGUCAAGGAGGCCCUGAAGAAGGAAUAAGCGGAACGGACGCCCCCCCCUUGAAGACUUGGCUACUGUACAAACUUGUACCAUCAACACUGUUUAAUAUCUGUAUACCACCAAAAACCGACGCCCGGCGCGAGAGGCGCUUUGGGGGAGGAACCCUCCGUCGUAUGGGUAGAUGUACGGAUACAUGUAUAUCUAUACCCAUGUCUCCCACAUUCUCUCUCACGGCACAACUCAAAGGACAUGACAUCAUCCUGUUCAUUGCU
This is a messenger RNA of Colletotrichum destructivum, 1032 nucleotides long. Its product is annotated as Putative aspartyl/glutamyl-tRNA amidotransferase subunit B, yqeY/Aim41 domain-containing protein. The record is from RefSeq and is a predicted model, not a curated record. The transcript has a single exon. Bases 212 to 799 code for a protein of 195 amino acids. Gene Ontology annotation, cellular component: mitochondrion. NCBI's taxonomy places the organism in Eukaryota, Fungi, Ascomycota, Sordariomycetes, Glomerellales, Glomerellaceae. Gene Ontology annotation, molecular function: carbon-nitrogen ligase activity, with glutamine as amido-N-donor.